AUGUUCUAUAACAAGCAAAAUAUGUCGGCCUUUAUUGAUGACGUAAAUUUAGUGGUUGAAUAUUGUCUAUCAGUUUAUAUGGUCCGAGUGUGGCAUUUACGUAAAAAGGCCAUACUACAAGCUAUGGAAAUUGUUGACCAGAAUGUACCGGACAUUGGAGAGGAAAAUGAGAAGUUAAUAAAAAUAGCAAACGAAGAAAAUAAUUUUAAAAGAAGACCUUGUUUUUGUGCAGUCUCAUUGUUUACUUUCACCGUUAUAGCCGGACUUUUGGGAUGGAUAUGUCAAUGUCUAUUUAGUAAAGAUGCUUAUAUAGAGGAACUAAACGAAUAUAAUCAGACUGUUAUAAGAUACGUGGAAACACUUCCUUAUCCUGUUUAUAUUCCUUUUGAAUUUCGGUCGUCAACACUUAAACAUAUCAUCUUAGGGAUCCUCUUUAUGAGUCCUUUAUUUUUUCAUGGUGGUAUUGGUGCUGCUUCGAAUGGAUUUUUCAUUAGUUUAACGUGCUUUGCAUGUGCCCAUUUUAAAAUGCUUAAAUACAUUCUUUCGACUACUACCGUUCGAUGUACCAAUAAAGGAUUAAAAAUGAAUAUAUCACAUUACGACAAGGACCAAGAAAUGGAGAAAGAGAUUCGAGCUUGUGCUAUUUAUUUGGAUAAAAUAUUAAAGUAA
This is a messenger RNA of Agrilus planipennis (emerald ash borer), 669 nucleotides long. RefSeq lists its product as uncharacterized. Gene Ontology annotation, molecular function: odorant binding; olfactory receptor activity. The coding region runs from base 1 to 669 and encodes 222 amino acids. Gene Ontology annotation, cellular component: membrane. The record is from RefSeq and is a predicted model, not a curated record. Gene Ontology annotation, biological process: sensory perception of smell. The transcript is spliced from 2 exons. Lineage: Eukaryota; Metazoa; Arthropoda; Insecta; Coleoptera; Buprestidae.